Molecule: messenger RNA, 2215 nt
Organism: Nelumbo nucifera (sacred lotus)
Lineage: Eukaryota; Viridiplantae; Streptophyta; Magnoliopsida; Proteales; Nelumbonaceae
Source: RefSeq, a predicted model, not a curated record
GGGAACACCUAACCCUCUCUAUCUCCAUUAUAGCCUUCUCUACUCUUCCCUCAUCUUCUUCGAAGUCGAAAACCAGAACCAACCAUUAGCGCUGAAGCAUCCAUCCCUUCUUUAUCUUCCUCAGCUUCUUGCGUUAGGGUUAGGUUAGGGUUUAUUAGUUCUUCUUUCAGAGCUUGAUUUCUCUCUUAAACCUAAACCUAACUUCUUUGUUCGAAUUCAAUCUCUCUCUUUCUCUCUUUGCCAAAACCCUAUUAUAAAUACCAAGUUAGACUAUUUUGAGGAAUCCUUGUCGACAAUGGCGUCUGCGGCUCAAAUUCACAUUCUCGGUGGUUCUGCGUUUCCAUCCCCUUCGACAAAGUCCGGUAUUGGGAAUGGAAGGUCUUCAAGAACUGUUUUCUUCGGACAGAGAUUAAAUGGCAGCGGCGCUUCGUUUGGGAUUCCACGGUCGGCUCUCCUGAAACUUAAGAGAAAUAGCAGGAGAGAAUAUGCAGUUGGUCCUGUUCGGGUUGUAAACGAGAAGGUUGUCGGUAUUGACCUUGGGACGACGAACUCAGCAGUGGCGGCGAUGGAAGGUGGGAAGCCGACAAUUGUUACUAAUGCUGAGGGUCAAAGAACGACGCCUUCGGUCGUUGCGUACACGAAGAACGGAGACCGACUUGUAGGGCAGAUUGCGAAGAGGCAGGCAGUUGUGAAUCCGGAGAACACCUUCUUCUCUGUGAAGAGGUUUAUUGGAAGGAAGAUGUCUGAGGUAGAUGAGGAAUCGAAGCAGGUUUCGUAUCGAGUGGUGAGAGAUGAGAACGGUAAUGUCAAGCUUGAGUGCCCAGCCAUCGGCAAACAGUUUGCUGCCGAGGAGAUUUCGGCGCAGGUAUUAAGGAAACUUGUGGAUGAUGCAUCCAAGUUUUUGAAUGAUAAAGUUACUAAGGCUGUAGUUACAGUACCUGCUUACUUCAAUGAUUCACAAAGGACAGCAACAAAAGAUGCUGGUCGGAUUGCUGGCUUAGAAGUUCUUCGUAUCAUCAAUGAACCCACUGCUGCUUCACUGGCAUAUGGGUUUGAAAAGAAGAACAAUGAAACCAUUCUAGUAUUUGACCUUGGAGGUGGAACAUUUGAUGUAUCAGUUCUCGAAGUUGGAGAUGGAGUGUUUGAGGUGUUGUCUACAUCAGGAGAUACACAUUUGGGUGGAGAUGACUUUGACAAGAGAAUUGUUGAUUGGCUUGCUGAGAACUUCAAGAGAGAUGAAGGCAUAGAUCUUCUGAAGGACAAACAGGCUCUUCAGCGUCUUACUGAGACAGCUGAGAAAGCCAAGAUGGAACUUUCAUCUUUGACUCAGACAAAUCUAAGUUUACCUUUCAUUACUGCAACUGCCGAUGGUCCGAAACAUAUUGAGACCACCCUUACAAGGGCCAAGUUUGAGGAGUUGUGUUCAGACCUGCUUGAUAGGUAUGCACUUCACCAUUUACCAAAUAUUAAUUAUUAUAUCACCAUCACUGGUGCUAGCACCUUGCCCUCUGAUGAGGUGGAAAGAAUGGUGAAGGAAGCAGAGAGGUUUGCUAAGGAGGACAAGGAGAAGAGGGAUGCCAUAGACACAAAGAACCAGGCAGAUUCAGUUGUAUACCAGACAGAGAAGCAACUGAAGGAACUUGGAGACAAGGUUCCUGCUGCUGUGAAGGAGAAGGUAGAAAGCAAGCUUGGAGAACUGAAGGAAGCAAUYUCUGGUGGGUCAACCCAGGCGAUKAAAGAUGCUAUGGCUGCGCUCAACCAAGAAGUAAUGCAGCUUGGGCAGUCCCUAUACAACCAACCUGGGUCACCUGGUGCUGGGCCUGCACCUGGUGGGGAGGCCGGGCCUUCUUCAGGAUCAGCUGGCAAGACACCUGAUGGUGAUGUGAUUGAUGCGGAUUUCACUGAUAGCAGUUAGAUAAUGAGAAGAAGAGGUUGAUAAUUCAUAAUUGAUGGUCGCACUUUAGCACGCUAUGGGUUUUUGUUCUUUCCCAUUAGGGUGUAUAUAUGAUUUUGAAAGUAUGGAUUGAUAUCGGGAUGAUUUCCUUUUUGUGUAUUUAUUUACGACUCCCCGAUUUUGGAAAAGAGGUGAAGGGUUGGAUAGAAAGAAUUAGUGGUGUUCAUUGUUCAGCUACGAGAAAUUAGACCCCAUUACUUUUGGACUUCCAUCAUUUAUCAGUUGCAUGGAGUCGUGCCCGAGUGUUGCCUGAUUUUUACA